UUCUGUUAUUCAGUGUCCAUGUCGUAAAUUCACGAAUAAACCACAUAUUUGUUAAAUCGUGUACAAACGUAACGUCGUGUCCUGCGUGGAGUUUUGAGUCCGUGUUUUCCCGCCACACCACGAGCUCGCAGGGACUGAGCAGUGGGGAAAACAAACAGGUCGAAGAGAGGAAGGUUGGUAGCCGGUUGGCUGUGGAGGUUGUUUAACGGCGAAUGAAUCGUGUUGUGUUGUCGGCUUUUGUCGGGUGCUAAUUCUAAGUUCUCUUACAGUUUUCGGUGCUUUUGAGUAAGGUGCAUUUAAGACGCUGUUGAGAGUCUUCGCCCUCUGAGUAUGUGGCCGCUUUCUAACAUUUUACCAGGGCUGUUGGAUAGUAUACCAGUUGCGGUUUCGUGUUUUUCUCGACGUUGUUUACCGGUUAUAAUUCGACGUCUCAUGCUUUAAAUUCACCGGUUCACCGGCUCCGAAUUCAGUGGGACACUUUUAAACAUGCAUACGAGGCGUUUGGUGAAGCGGUCGAUCCUCGGCAGCCGUGUUUAUGCGCCGAGUCCGACGGGGGACGGUGCCCCGGUGACAGGAGUGGUCCAGGCUGUCAAGCAGGAAAACAGAGACGUGUCGACCGCAGGAUCCCGGUGCAGCGUCUACACCGUGCUCCUGCAGGACGGGAGCCUCAAGGAGUUCUCCGAGGAAGAGAUAGCCGCGGGCUUCAACAACACUGCAGCCAAAGGACCGCUCAAGUCCAGCUUGAAGCACUGCUUCAGUAACGGAGCUCCAGAGAGUCACCAGGGUGAGGGCGGCUCCCUCAGCCCCGAGGCAGUGGAGGAUCAGCGGAUGGCGGACGGAAAGCGCGUUGGCCGGGACCCCGACACCCGAUCAGUGUCCCUGCUGGAGCAGAAACGCAAAGUGGUGUCCUCCAGCAUCGAUGUCCCUCAUGCCAGACGGUCGGAGGAGGAGGAGGUGGACAUGGACAAGGUGACCGCUGCCAUGGUGUUGACGAGUCUCUCCACCAGCCCGCUGGUCAGGAGUCCGCCUUUCAAAGUCAACGAAGGUCUGAGUGGUUCGUGGAAAGACAACGGCUCCGCUGGCCCCUUCACCCCCUCCAGUAACAGCUCCUCUGGGGGCUACUGGAGCUGGUCUGCCCCCAGUGACCAGUCCAACCCCUCCACACCCUCACCCCCGCUCUCCGCAGACAGCUUCAAGCCUUUCCGUGUGCCCAGCCUGGGGGGUGUGGGGAACGGCCCCGCGGGGCCUGAAGACCCCAGCCUGGACGAUCAGGACGGCAGCAGCCUGCUCUUCGAUGAGCCCAUCCCUCGCAAGCGCAAGAACUCAAUGAAGGUGAUGUUCAAGUGCCUGUGGAAGAACUGUGGCAAAGUGCUGAGUACCGCCGCGGGCAUCCAGAGACACAUCCGCACCAUCCACCUGGGGCGUAACUGUGACUCGGACUGCAGUGACGGAGAAGAGGACUUCUACUACUCGGAGAUCAAGCUCAACACGGACUCGGUGGCGGACGGGCUGAGCAGCCUGUCCCCCGUGUCCCCGUCCAUCCUCUCCCCUGUUCCUCCUCCCCCCUCUCCUCUCCCGUCAUUCAACCAGCUGUCGGACUCCCACAGACCUCCGCAGUCCUCUGACGCCAAGGAGCCUCACCCCGGAGGAACCACCCCCCUCAGCCGCUCUGCGCCCAGUGCUCUCUACCUCAUCCACACGGACCACGCCUACCAGGCCACAGCUCCAGUGUCCAUCCCGUCCAGCAACAGUAACUCCAGCGGGUCGGCCUGCACCAGCUUCACCCCCACCAACAGCUCCAACUUCAGCAUCUCCUGGCAGUCACCGCCCGUCACUUUCACCGGCUCCACGGUGUCCCCCAGUAAGAGCCAGGGCUUCGGUGAACAGCGCUCCCAAACCAUCGCCGUCCUCUCGUCCCCGCCCAGAGCCACCACCGCUCUCAGUCGGAAGGUGCGCGGUGAGGGGAAGAAGUGCCGUAAGGUGUACGGGAUGGAGAACCGCGACAUGUGGUGCACCGCCUGCCGCUGGAAGAAAGCCUGCCAGAGAUUCACCGACUGAACGUUCCUCACCAACAGCAAAGCGCCACGCCAACGUGCACGGCUGCCUUUGGCCAGAGAAAAGGGGGAGGGGCAUCGUUUUGCAUGCAUUUGGUUUUCUUCAGCUCAAAAUCGCAACUGUCCGUCAAACUCUGGCUCUGCCCCUGUGCCCCACCCCGCCCCCCCCC
Messenger RNA from Trematomus bernacchii (emerald rockcod), 2224 nucleotides. RefSeq names its product zinc finger protein 704 (gene znf704). The coding region runs from base 487 to 2058 and encodes 523 amino acids. Gene Ontology annotation, biological process: regulation of transcription by RNA polymerase II. Gene Ontology annotation, molecular function: RNA polymerase II cis-regulatory region sequence-specific DNA binding; DNA-binding transcription factor activity. The record is from RefSeq and is a predicted model, not a curated record. The transcript has 9 exons. Gene Ontology annotation, cellular component: nucleus. NCBI's taxonomy places the organism in Eukaryota, Metazoa, Chordata, Actinopteri, Perciformes, Nototheniidae.